Molecule: messenger RNA, 1930 nt
Organism: Chrysochloris asiatica (Cape golden mole)
Lineage: Eukaryota; Metazoa; Chordata; Mammalia; Afrosoricida; Chrysochloridae
Gene: SUV39H1
Product: suppressor of variegation 3-9 homolog 1 (Drosophila)
Exons: 6
Coding region: 50-1288 (412 amino acids)
Cellular component (GO): nucleus
Molecular function (GO): protein binding; zinc ion binding; histone H3K9 methyltransferase activity
Source: RefSeq, a predicted model, not a curated record
UCCUCUCGCGAGCCCGGGUAGUCCCGAAUGUCGUUAGCUGUGGAGAAAGAUGGCGGAAAAUUUAAAAGGCUGCAGCGUGUGCUGCAAGUCUUCUUGGAACCAGCUACAGGACCUGUGCCGCCUGGCCAAGCUCUCCUGCCCUUCUCUCGGAGUCUCCAAGAGGAACCUCUAUGACUUUGAAGUCGAGUACCUGUGUGAUUACAAGAAGAUUCGUGAACAGGAGUAUUACCUGGUAAAAUGGCAUGGAUACCCAGACUCAGAGAGCACCUGGGAACCACGGCAGAAUCUCAAGUGUGUGCGCAUUCUCAAGCAGUUCCACAAGGACUUAGAAAGGGAACUGCUUCGGCGACACCAGCGCUCAAAGCCACCCCGGCAUUUGGACCCAAACUUGGCCAGCUACUUAGUGCAGAAAGCCAAGCAGAGGCGGGCACUGAGGCGGUGGGAGCAGGAGCUCAAUGCCAAGCGCAGCCACCUGGGACGCAUCACCGUGGAAAAUGAGGUGGACCUGGAUGGGCCUCCGAGGGCCUUUGUGUACAUCAAUGAGUACCGUGUUGGUGAGGGCAUCACACUCAACCAGGUAGCUGUGGGCUGUGAGUGCCAGGACUGCCUGUGGGCUCCUGCUGGAGGCUGCUGCCCGGGGGCAUCACUGCACAAGUUUGCCUAUAAUGACCAGGGCCAGGUACGCCUGCGAGCUGGGCUGCCCAUCUAUGAGUGCAACUCACGCUGCCGCUGUGGCCACGAUUGUCCAAAUCGUGUGGUACAGAAGGGCAUCCGCUACGACCUCUGCAUCUUCCGCACAGAUGACGGGCGCGGCUGGGGCGUCCGCACACUGGAGAAGAUCCGUAAGAACAGCUUCGUUAUGGAGUAUGUGGGAGAGAUCAUUACCUCAGAGGAGGCAGAACGGCGGGGCCAGAUCUAUGACCGCCAGGGCGCCACCUACCUCUUCGAUCUGGACUACGUGGAGGAUGUGUAUACCGUGGAUGCCGCCUACUACGGCAACAUCUCCCACUUUGUCAACCACAGUUGUGACCCCAACCUACAGGUGUAUAACGUCUUCAUAGACAACCUUGAUGAGCGACUGCCACGCAUUGCUUUCUUUGCCACAAGGACCAUCCGGGCAGGCGAGGAACUCACCUUUGAUUACAACAUGCAAGUGGACCCCGUGGAUAUGGAGAGCACCCGCAUGGACUCCAACUUUGGCUUGGCUGGGCUCCCUGGUUCCCCCAAGAAGCGGGUCCGUAUUGAAUGCAAGUGUGGGACUGAAUCCUGUCGCAAAUACCUCUUCUAGCCCUUAGAGGUCUGAGGCCAGGCUGACCUUGGGGGCCUGAUGCUGCCUGCCCGCCCACCCACUGCUGCCCUCCUGUCAGAGGAAUGACUGUCAGGGCCUCCUGCCUGCUGCUGCCUGCCUCACAUGCUCCAUGCUUAGAGCUGUGGGGCUGCGGUCAGGAUUGAACCCAGGAGUUCCCUCUCCCCUUCCCAGCCUAUUCUGGGGCUGCACUUACAAACCCCUUGCCUGCCUUCAGAAGUCAUUUUUCUACAUCAGGAGUUUCUGCAGUCAAGAUCUAUCUAUGGCUUAUAAAGGAGGUCUAAGGGGGUGAGUUCUAGCCCAGCCCAAUAUUUGAAAAAUGUUUGUUUUUGCACCUGCUUCUGCCUGGAGCUUGAGGGGUCUAUUGCAGGGCUCCCUCCCUACUGCCCCGAGGAAAUGGGGAGGCAACUCUAGGGCAGGCAGGCAUGCUUGUUCAGAGUUCCCAGACCUACCCACUGUUCUCUAGGGCCAACAACUUUGUGUUAGUGAAAGAAAAGGGAUUCCUCAGGACUGGGCUGAGGCUCAUUUCCACUUGUGCUCACAGUGAUGCUAGUGUGGUUCUGGAAGCUAGGAGCACUUCUUCAGGGUCACCUCAUCUGAGAAGUGGGUACCUACCUGCCACUG